AUGAGGUUCUCCAGGAGCGCAUUGGCCAGCUUGCUGCUGACCGUGGCCAUCAGCAAUGCCCAGCAACUUCAGAACAAAACCGAAAACGCCACCGGUGGUGCCAUCGAGGCAGGUGGCAACCGAGCCGUACCCACAGCCGAUGUUGGGACUGGAAACGGUGCCAAGCUUGGAAACUCCGGGAAUGACAGGAACGAGGCACGCCCGGAAGGAGGCAAGGACCGGAAUGAGGGCCAGGAUAACGGACGGGCCGGCGAGCAGAACGAGAAGGAGCAAGGCAACGGCCGUCAACAGGGCAAUGCUGGCAAGGGAGAUGCCGAGGCAGAGCUUCCAGCUGCAGAGGACCGAGAGCAAGGACAGGGCAAGGGCAAAGGACAAGGUAACAAAAAUGGUGCUGGUCCUGGUGCUGCUGUUGGGACCGGAACCGGAGCUGGUGCCGGUGGAUCAGGAGGGCUUCAAGAGCUUCCUGGGGCAAACAGCAGCUCCGCCGUCCCAGCUGGCCAACUUCAGGAGCUCCCGUCUCUUCCUCCGGCCUUCACCCCUAUCUCAGAACGAACAGGCACCACCACACAGGCUGGAAUCUUCACCAGCCCUCCUGUCACUAGUGUCCCUGCCACCAGCAGUGCCAUCACCACCCCCGGUGUUGUUGUGAUUACGCCCACCUCUGCGACCGCAGUCGUCUCCACAUCUGCCCCUCCCGCGGUCUCGUCCGCGCCCCCAGCCGCUGCCCUGCCCGUAGGUGGUGGUGUCCAAAUUAUCUCUCAGAUCAACGGUGCCGUGCCAACAGUUAGCGCCUCGAGCGCCGAAACGACGGCGAUUUCGUCUGUGACGGCUCCUGUCGCUGGUCAGUCUUCUGCUGCCCCUCCCAUCAUCGGUGGCAUCCAGAGUUUUUCGCAGAUUGUAGGCGGUGCUGUCACUGUCUCUGGAGCCUCAUCGGCUGCAACGGCGGUGGUUUCAUCGGCCACAGUUCCUGCUGCCUCUGAAGCUUCCGAGCUCCCUGUUCUUUCCUCUGUUGCACUGCCCGAAGCAUCAUCCGCCAUACCAUCUCUGAGCAUCCCACCAGUAGCAGCCCCUACAGCAACCAUUCCUUUGCUUUCUGCCGCGCCUGCAACCUCUGUCAACCCUGUUAUCUCAGGCCUUCCCGCAGUUCCCACCGGCACCGACCCAGCCGCGCCAUUCCCUUUUACUAACUCGACUGAAGGCACUACCGAUGUCGCAGACCCCGUGGCUUCGGCCGCUCCCGAAGCCCUCCAGCCCCUCCCCAGCGCCGAUUUAACCAACACGACGGCCCCCGGCGCGCUUGAGCCCGUGCCAGAUGCUAUCAACUCUACUACGCCCGAGGACAGCGCGGCCGGUAACGGUACCACCUUGACUCCUCUGCCCGGUGCUACCAACUCUACCGAUGGUGUUGCGGCCGGUAAUGGCACAGAGCUGACUCCUCUGCCCGACGCUACCAACUCUACCGAGGGUGUUGCGGCCGGUAGCGGCACCGAGCUGACUCCUCUGCCCGAUGCUACCAACUCUACUGAGGGUGUUGCGGCCGGUAACGGCACCACUCUGACCCCUCUUCCGGGCGCUACCAACUCCACCGGCGGCGCCGCGGCCGGUAACGGCACCACUCUGGCCCCUUUCCCGGUCACUACUAACUCCACUGGCGGUGCCGCCGGCGGUAACGGCACCACUUUGACCCCUCUUCCGGGCGCUACCAACUCUACGACGGGUGGAAACGCCACCCUUGCGCCUCUGCCUGGUGCCACCAACUCGACGACGGGCAGCGGAGCUCUUCCGGGCACCAACUCUACGAGGGCUGGAAAUGGUGGAAACGCCAGUCUCGCCCCUCUGCCCGGUGCUACCGACUCGCCAACGAGCGGAGGUUCCAACUCACCGUCGGGUGAAGACUCUAAUUCACCAUCGGGCGGAAACUCGAACUCACCCUCGGGCGGAGACUCCAACUCACCUUCGGGUGGAGACUCCAACUCACCUUCGGGCGGAGACUCCAAUUCUCCUUCGGGCGGAGACUCUAACUCGCCGACAAGCCAAGACUCAAGCCUGCAGUCCCUGCCUGGAACCGCCGUCCGCACAGCAAGCGGCAGCCUGACCCUCGCUCCCCGCCCGACCGGUACUGGUGCGGCUAGUCUUGGUGGCACCGUGACGGCCGCUCCGAAAUUUUCGACCAUCAUCGCUGCCAACGGCAUCACUUCGGUGCUGACGGUGCCACCCGCGGCUCAAACCGUCGCCUUCCCCGGUGGCGUGGUGGAGGGUCAGGGACCGGACAAUGCUGCUGGAUCAUUGGCGGUUUCCAGGUUCCUGGCGGCGAGCAUCGCCGGACUUGUUGGUGCCUACCUUUUAAUGUAA
Molecule: messenger RNA, 2352 nt
Organism: Pyricularia grisea
Lineage: Eukaryota; Fungi; Ascomycota; Sordariomycetes; Magnaporthales; Pyriculariaceae
Exons: 1
Coding region: 1-2352 (783 amino acids)
Source: RefSeq, a predicted model, not a curated record